AUUUUCUCUAUUGAUACAAUACGCUUUCUUGUAACGAGAGCGGUAAUUUAUGUCGAUGUCUCUAUUUUGAGCUUGUUUUAACGAUUCCUUCCUCCCUCUAUACCUUCUGUUUUCGAGUUGCGCGCAGUAUCAUUCCUAACCUUACUCUCUCUUCCUCUUUCCUUUUUCCGUAUCUCCCGCACUCAUACAUUACGCCCCUUUCCUGUUCCCUCAAAUUUCACACUCACGACCCACCCCCUCCUACACCCUCCCCUUAAAGCCCUUCACGUUUGUCUUUUUAGCGCUUCUUUUCAAUAUCGCUUUUCUCAACUCUCCCUCUCGCUAUCUCUAAACCCGUUCUUCUUUCUUUUACCCUUCCCGCUACAUUUAUUCCACUCCAAUACUUGCAUACACACUUUAUGAUGGAGGCAUGGACCAUCAUUGUCAUUGUCAUCGCCGCUGUGGCAGCAGGCGUGAUCGCCGGUGGACUUGGUGUCUAUGCAGUAACCAAACAUCGGAUUAGCACGGCUGUGGACGACAAGGAGAAGCAGCGCAAGGGAAACAUCGCGCGGUGCCGGGACGUGUACUCGGAAGAGUAUCUGGCACAGUUCACAGAAGCCGACACACAGAUGGCGCGCAAGAUGUCGCAGUCCAAAGAGGGUUUGCGGCUGACGCUGAAGCUGCCUGGUCCGAGUUUCCGUCUGCCCGUGGCGUCGAAGUUGUACGCCUCGCAAUCGCCCCCGUCACUUUCAGGGUCUUGUGCCGUUUCAUUGAAGCGUGACAAUGAAAAGUCGCGCCACCCAACUCUGGCAGGCUUGACGGUCGUUGACCGGAGGCAGGCGGUGCGCGGCGGCUUGGGAAGCAAGCCCGAUGCGGCGAGACAGACGGUGCAGGACGGUAUUGUGAAGCAGCAGCCAUCGAGCCAGGAUGAGGCGAGCGACGACAGCAGCAGCACUAGUGAUUCAGGACCCCUGGCUGACACCGAGGACUCGCAGAAUGACAGAACCAUUGUCGCACGUCCCCGUGUCGAGUGGUCGAAUCCCGUAUCCGACUCUUGUCACGACAGCAUGUCUGAGCAAACCAGUUCACCAGAUGGCCAGCCGGUCAGCCUUGAACCGCUGGAGACCGACUAUGAGGUGGUCGAGGAGUACCCCGAGAACACUGGAAGCCUGGCUAUUACUACAAGUACGUCGACACCGCUUACCCUGGCCAGUCUGCCGCGUGAGAGCGACGAGUUUGUCUUUGUGCCGCCCUCGCCGUCGUGCUCGUCGAUGCUCGAGAUAUCGGUGUCUGACACUCUGGCACACCCGCUACCGGUCACGGCAGCAUUCCGCAACAGCGUGAUAAAGAAGAUGCCCCAUCCGCCAGACCACACGCCGCGCAUCUCCAGCGCACCCUCAUUGUCGAUGGGCACCGAUCGCCGGUCCCUGACACGGAUCCUUAACGAGACGCAGCCCCUGGGCAUCACAAGUGAAGCGUCAGCUGUGUGCUGAUGCAAUGCAUAUUUAACGUAACUUAUUAUUCUUCAUGACCACAAGUACAUAUCCA
Linderina pennispora is the source of this 1527-nucleotide messenger RNA. RefSeq lists its product as uncharacterized. Bases 402 to 1472 code for a protein of 356 amino acids. The transcript has a single exon. NCBI's taxonomy places the organism in Eukaryota, Fungi, Kickxellomycota, Kickxellomycetes, Kickxellales, Kickxellaceae. The record is from RefSeq and is a predicted model, not a curated record.